Molecule: messenger RNA, 1261 nt
Organism: Myotis davidii
Lineage: Eukaryota; Metazoa; Chordata; Mammalia; Chiroptera; Vespertilionidae
Gene: TALDO1
Product: transaldolase 1
Exons: 7
Coding region: 16-1098 (360 amino acids)
Biological process (GO): pentose-phosphate shunt, non-oxidative branch; carbohydrate metabolic process; pentose-phosphate shunt
Cellular component (GO): cytoplasm; intracellular anatomical structure
Molecular function (GO): transaldolase activity
Source: RefSeq, a predicted model, not a curated record
AUCGAACCUGCCACCAUGGUACAUGCCCUUGACUGGAAUCAAACCAGAGACCCUUCAGUCUGCGGGCCCACGUUCUAUCCACUGGGCCACACCGGCCAGGGCGGGAACACGCGUGGCUGCACGUGUCUAGGGCUCAGAGGGACUGUCAGACUCGGCGGGGAAGCAAGCCGCACUUCUUUCUUUCUAAAACUCUCUAAACGUUCUCUAGCCAUCGACCAGUACAAGCCCCAGGAUGCCACCACCAACCCGUCCCUGAUCCUGGCUGCGGCGCAGAUGCCCGCCUACCAGGAGCUGGUGGAGGAGGCCAUCGCCUACGGCAAGAAGCUGGGCGGGCCACAGGAGGAACAGGUUCAGAAUGCGAUCGAUAAGCUCUACGUGCUGUUCGGAGCAGAAAUACUGAAGAAGAUUCCAGGCCGCGUGUCCACGGAAGUAGAUGCCAGGCUCUCCUUCGACAAGGACGCCAUGGUGGCCCGAGCCCUGCGCCUCAUCGAGCUUUACAAGGACGCCGGGAUCAGCAAGGACCGGAUUCUCAUCAAGCUGUCGUCCACCUGGGAAGGAAUUCAGGCUGGAAAGGAGCUGGAGGAGCGGCACGGCGUCCACUGCAACAUGACGCUGCUCUUCUCCUUCGCCCAGGCCGUGGCCUGCGCCGAGGCGGGCGUGACGCUCAUCUCCCCCUUCGUGGGGCGCAUCCUCGACUGGCAUGUGGCCAACACCGACAAGAAGUCCUACGAGCCUCAGGAGGACCCUGGUGAGUGGCCCUUGGAGGCCCCGGGGCAGGUGCGAGGUGGGCAGGGUGGCGGGCGCAGUGGUGACCGCCGGGCGCUGGCCGGCUGCGACUUCCUCACCAUCUCGCCCAAGCUCCUGGGGGAGCUGCUCAAGGACAGCAGCAAGCUGGCGCCCACGCUGUCGGCCAAGGCGGGUGAGGCCAGCGACCUGGAGAAAAUCCACCUGGACGAGAAGGCCUUCCGCUGGCUGCACAACGAGGACCAGAUGGCCGUGGAGAAGCUCUCGGACGGCAUCCGCAAGUUCGCUGCCGACGCGGUGAAACUGGAGCGGGUGCUGGCGGACCGGAUGUUCAGCGCGGAGAAUGGGAAGUAGCCUGAGGCCGGGCCACAGAUCAGUGCGGGCUUUGGAUUUGGGUCUGAUUACACAAGUCCGGCGACGCAUCUUUCAUUUUUUACUACUUGCAGCAGGGACGGAUCAUGGGUUUCUGUUUUGUGUAAAAUUCUGCCUAAUGCAUUAAAGCAGGUGUUCUGUGCCA